UGUAGCUGGAGAAGAUAGAAUCAGCUGGCGAGAUUGAACGGGAUGCUCUAGACUCCAAUGGAAGAAUUUCCUGAGAUGAUCUCUGCUGACUGAACUCCUCCUCCACUUCCCCGGGAGCUUUACGUCCUUCCCGUCCUGCUCAGAUUUCAUCCACAAACGGAGAAGCAGACUUUCACUGACGUUUUCUCUAUCUACAGCUUGUUCCUGUCAAAAUUAUAUAGCAACAAAGAAAAAACUAACAGUAUGGAGAAGGUGUGAAGGAAAGAGGUAAUUGGAAAGAAAAAAUUGGGGGAACAAAACUGGAUUAAAAAAGAUGAGGUCAGGAAAAGAAGUAGCUGGACAUGAAAAAAGAGAAAAGGAAAAAAAAUCCCAUUGAGGUCUCCACUGGUUUCUAAUAAUGGCUGCAGAUGUUUAUAAGAAGAAAGAUGUGCCCAAUGGAUCCUUAGCACCGUCUGAUGGACAGCAGUCCGAGAGGUCAGAGAGUCCAACCCCAGGACUGACCCAGGGAACAGAACCAGGGGCAGGCCAAGAGGGAGCCAUAUUUGUUCACACUAGGUCGUAUGAGGACCUAACCGGUACAGACAAUACAGAAUCAGCACCCAAGAGCCCAGAUGAGAGGGAAGAGUCUCAAAGUGAUGAGCUGAAGAUAGAAGAGAUCAGUAAGGAUUUCAGUGAACUAAGCACACAACUUACUGGUAUAGCCCUGGACCUAGAAGAAGAGAUAAGGCAGAACAGUGAAGACAAUUUGGAACUCUCACCACAAGGUUCACGUCGAGAUUCAGUCCUAUCAGGGAAAGAAGAAGAAGAUAUAACCAUGGAGGCCUGGCGCAUGCAUCAGAAACAUAUCUUUGUUCUAAGUGAGGCAGGCAAGCCCAUAUACUCACGAUAUGGGUGUGAAGAGGCUUUGUCUACUACCAUGGGAGUAAUGAUGGCUUUGGUCUCCUUUGUAGAAGCAGAGAAGAAUGCCAUCAGAUCAAUUCAUGCAGAUGGUUACAAGGUGGUCUUUCUGCGCAAGAGUCCCCUGGUGUUUGUUGCAGUGGCUCAGACUCGUCAGUCAGAGCAAGAAAUUGCUCAAGAACUCCUUUAUAUCUAUUACCAGAUAGUCAGUCUCUUGACAUUGACUCAGCUUAACCGGAUAUUCCAACAGAAGCAGAACUAUGAUCUAAGGAGACUGUUAGCAGGCUCUGAGCGUAUAACUGACAACUUGGUAGACCUGAUGGCUAGAGACCCCAGUUUUCUCAUGGGGGCGGCACGUUGCCUGCCUAUGGCUGCUGGAGUCAGGGAUGUGGUGAGUGCUUGCCUUCAACAAGCCAAAGCGAAAAGCCUGGUAUUUGCCAUCUUAUUGUCAAAAAACCAAUUGGUAUCACUUGUGAGGAAAAGGGACCAAUUCCUUCAUCCAAUUGAUCUCCACUUACUCUUUAAUCUCAUUAGCUCAUCCUCCUCAUUUAGAGAAGGAGAAGGUUGGACUCCAAUAUGCCUUCCCAAGUUCAAUUCCAAUGGUUUCUUCCACGCUCACAUUUCUUAUUUGGAACCAAACGUUGACCUGUGCCUUGUCCUGAUUUCUACUGAUCGUGAGGACUUCUUUACUGUAUCUCACUGCAAGCAAAAAUUCCAAGAACACCUAAAGAAGCGUGGUGUUCAUCGUGCUCUCUUGGAAGCAGUGCGGACUCCUUUCUACAGUGUCUCCCAGGUGGGAAUUCCAGACCUUCGACAUUUCAUCUACAAAUCUAAGAGUUCAGGACUUUUUACCAGCCCAGAGAUCGAAGCUCCUUACAUCACUGAGGAAGAAAAGGAAAGGCUCCUGGAAUUGUAUCAGUACUUGCAUAGCCGAGCUCACAAUUCUGCCCGUCCUCUCAAUAACAUCUAUUAUACUGGAUCCAAUGAAAAUCUCCUGGCCUGGGUGACCAGUGCUUUUGAACUCUACGUAUGCUUCAGCCCCAUGGGGACCAAAGCAGCAGCUAUCAGUGGUGUCAACAAGCUGAUGAAGUGGAUCCGUAAGGAGGAGGACCGGCUUUUUAUAUUGACGCCCCAGACUUACUGACUGUUGUGACCUGGGCUGCCUGCCUUGUUCUGAACACUUCAAAACUUCUUCCUGUGUGUCUGGUGGGAGUAGACAGUCAGUUUCUUGUCUCCCCUCCCUCCCUCCCUCCCUCCCUCUCUCUCAGAUUUCCUCCCCUCAAUGGAUAUGGGGAAGGAGUAGCUCUUUGAGUAGAAGAGCUUUUGGCUGAUAUGGUGCACACGGGUAUCAGAAGAGUCCAACAUUUCAGGGUUAGUUUCAGAUAUUGCAUCUAGAACUGGAACCUAGACCGCCUGCCAUCCUGCAAGUUCUAUUUCAAUCUGUUUCAGCCUAGCAAUAUGUCCUUUCUACCAUUUUCUGCAUAUUUUUUGAGGCUGUGUUAAACACAGCUAUUUCUCCACAGCCGAUUUUCUCUGCUGACUUUAGGAACAUAGCGGCAGAAAUAUUAAGUUAUCCCAUCUCCCUUAAUCUUAACUAAUUGGGGGAAGGUAGGUUGAUGGCUUAACAGGUUCCUUGUCAUAGGAUUUCCAUAUAAAGGGCUGAACAAAUGCACAGAAGGUGAGGCAAAUGUGUAGAUAGUGAGGGAAAAAACAUUUUUAUGUCCCUUUUAUAGGAAGAUUAAAAAAAAACCAAGGAGGUUUUUUUCUUUUUAUGACUCCAAAACAUGUUUUGCUUUUUGAGACCAACAAAUUUUAAUAAGUUCAUAGAUUGUCUUCAGAUUGCUAGUAAAGGAGUGAAAUGUACUAGCAAAGACAAUAUAUAAGUAUUCUCAGUUGGAGGCAGUCAAAUCCUCCAAUAAGUGGCAUGAAUCUGGUAGUUGGGAAAAUAUUUUAUAAAUUAUUUCCAUUCCUUACAAUGAAUUUCUCCCUAGAACCCAUUUAUCUAAUGCUUAUUUUUAACUGGACCAAAUUCGUGAUUUUCAAGGUCUCGGUGAAACCAUGUCCAUGCUGUUAUAGGCUGUGGAGUCUCUUUAUUUAACAAGGAAACAAAAAUUCAGGGAAGAAAGAUCUGAAUCAUUGUUAAUAUGUGAAUUUUCAAGCCUUACAAUAAUUUGGGCAAAAGAGCUAGAUUCCACACUAGAGGUUCGAGAAACCCUGCAACUUUCAGGUGUGUGGACUUCAUUUCCCAGGAUUUCCUAACCAGAUUAUAGUUGCUGAUAUUGAGAAAUACUAGUUAAACCUCCACAGUAAUGCUUAAAUAGGUUAUUUCAAUUCAUGCCUAUGCAUCCGCUCCAGGAAUAAGAGAUGCCAUUGUGAAAGUGGGCACCCUAUGGUGGAAAUCUCUUUACACCCAUUCUUUAAUUAUAGGAAUUUUGAACACAAUGAACGUCUGAUCCCACAGAAAGCUAAUUUGGCAUAUGGGAUCUUUUUGAAAUGAUACUGAAAUGGUACAACCUCAGAAAUAAGUUUGCCAAUGAUUUCGUCAUUUUUCAGAACACUCCAAAAUAGUAUACUGUCUACUUUUCAGAAUAGAACUUUUCAACAUUAAUAUGUAUUGUGGUAUGUACGUGAGUGGAGGGGGAAAGGGUCUUUGAAUGUUGGAAAAAAUUUCUGACAGUAAGAGCAGUAUGACAAUGGAACCAGUAACUGAGAAAGAUGUUAUGUUCUCCUUCCCUGGAUGUAACUUCACGGGGGAAUUUAGAAAGCUGUCUGGUGAGACUACUUUAUUUGGAUUACAUAUCG
Pseudonaja textilis is the source of this 3699-nucleotide messenger RNA. The record is from RefSeq and is a predicted model, not a curated record. NCBI's taxonomy places the organism in Eukaryota, Metazoa, Chordata, Lepidosauria, Squamata, Elapidae.